AUCCACCUCCAACCGUCACGCGCACGCACCCUGCCACAACCCCAAUUGAUUCCGCGUACAACCCCACCAAACCCUAAAGGCUCAAUAACCAUCGAACCACACAUCAAACCGCAACAAACCACUCUUCCGCGUUCCACAAUGGCGUUCCUAGGCACAGCCCUAAACACAAUGGGCGCGUUAUUCCUCACGCAUGCCGUCUACUCAACCCACGAACACACCGCCUCAUACGCCCACACACCCCUCCCCAACGACAUAACAAUCGAGCUGCUCCUCUCCAUCCUGCUGCUCUCCACAGGCAUCGUGCUCUCCUUCCCGCGCCUCAAGCCCAUCCAGUACGCGACAUGGGCGGGUCAGCUUUCCAGCCAGGGCCCGCGCGGCGAGGGCAAGUAUACGCGGGAGGGCGAGGAGAUUCUGACGGAGAGCGAUCCGUUUUCGUUUUUGGGGCUGGAUGGCGGGAUUGGGGGGACUGGCGAGGGGAGGAGGGGGUUCUGGGAUGUGAGGGGGAAGAGGGGGGAGUAUGCUGCUUGGGCGAGGAGUGGGGGGAAGUAG
This is a messenger RNA of Dothidotthia symphoricarpi CBS 119687, 549 nucleotides long. RefSeq lists its product as uncharacterized. Gene Ontology annotation, biological process: protein folding in endoplasmic reticulum. The record is from RefSeq and is a predicted model, not a curated record. Gene Ontology annotation, cellular component: EMC complex. The coding region runs from base 139 to 549 and encodes 136 amino acids. Lineage: Eukaryota; Fungi; Ascomycota; Dothideomycetes; Pleosporales; Dothidotthiaceae. The transcript is spliced from 2 exons.